UCAUAACCAUGCACCCAGCUCUUUGUCAUCACAACUACCUUCCUCGGCUUUGCAGUCACACCAGUAACUUGAUAGUGCAGCUAUGCGACUACUACUUAGCUGCCACCCUCUAUCUGCAUCACCAACAAGGUCAACAAGCGAUAGUCGACACAAGGCCCGUCCGCCUACACUCGGUCAUAAUUAUCCCGCCAACCGAAGCACCACAUCCCCGCAUUCCAGAUAUGCACAUGCAUCUCGAAGUUCUAGCUCCUGAACCAGACUCAUCGCAAAACGCUCUGAACGACUCAGCGAUAGCACAUUGCACAACGGGGCGUCACUAAAGUGCAAUUCCCACCAUGCCACCAUCCCGCAUCCUAGACUCGCAUAUCCACCUCUGGCCCUCAACAGCUACGCAACCCACAAAUCAUGGCUGGAUGGCGCCGGGCCAUCACCUUGCUAAAAGACAUGGGAUUUCAGACUACAGGAGCGUCGCGAAUGUAAAGAGAUCUUCAUCCAAGGAAGAAGUAGAGGAAGAAAACCCCAUUCCAGUCUCUUUCAUAUACGUAGAAACUGAUCGUUAUUUGCCAUCCUCAACUCCUGAGAUUGAAGAAGAAAGAGAUAGCGACGAGGAAAAGAGAAGGAAACUAUCAAAAUGGGCUAGCGAGCCUUUAUCCGAGGUGAAAUUUCUCAGACGAAUUGUAGAAGGGAAGCCAGAAGAGGGUGAUGGCUUUGCGCCCAGUGAUGCGGCAUGGAUGAAAGGCGCAGUGUUAUGGGCCCCGUUCCAUCUCUCCCCUUCCCUCUUCAGCACGUACCUCCAGAUCGCGGAAGAAGUUGCUGGGCCAGCACUUUGGGCCCGCGUCGUAGGCUUCCGGUAUUUACUUCAGGGCAAGGCUGAGGGCGAGGUGAAGCGGUUAGUUGAGAGCGAGGACUGGUUGCAGAAUAUUGUUUCACUGCGGGAUGGGAGGGGAGGGAAAGGUUGGGCAUUUGAUGUUGGUGUGGAUACGCAUAGAGAUGGUGUUGAGCAGCUGGAGCAUGUGGGCGGUAUGAUUGCGGAAGUGCGCAGGCGAGAGGCGAAUAGUGGUGGCCAAGGGCACGUUCGAUUCGUCUUGAACCACCUCUGCAAACACAGACUCCCACUAGCGACUCCUUCCGAUCCAACAUUCGUCCGCUGGCGCUCCGCCCUCACCGGCCUCGCAGCAGACACAUCCAUCUACAUGAAGCUCUCGGGCGCCCUGAAUGAAUUCGACGACGCUUCGCCAACGCCCGACACCGUACAGUCCGUCAUCGAAGCAGUCCAGCCUUUCUUCGACGCCGUCUUUGCCAACUUCCCUGGGAGAGUCAUGUUUGGAUCGGAUUGGCCCGUAUGCAAUGUCGGCGGGCCGCAUGGCGAGCAGGGAAAUUGGAAAUUUUGGGUAAGUGUUGUUGAGGCUUGGAUGGAAGAGAGGGGUUUUGAGGAGGGGUCAAUGGAGAGGGUGUGGUGGAGGGCGGGGAGUGAGGCGUAUGGGGUUGAGGGGUGAAGGAGUAGGUUGUCUCUGGCGAGGUGAGGUAUAUGUAAGAUUUUGGGAGGAAGGAGUACAAUGGAAGCUGAAGCGAGCUGCUUUUGGGGUUCUUUUCAA
Cucurbitaria berberidis CBS 394.84 is the source of this 1595-nucleotide messenger RNA. RefSeq lists its product as uncharacterized. The coding region runs from base 336 to 1496 and encodes 386 amino acids. Lineage: Eukaryota; Fungi; Ascomycota; Dothideomycetes; Pleosporales; Cucurbitariaceae. The transcript is spliced from 2 exons. The record is from RefSeq and is a predicted model, not a curated record. Gene Ontology annotation, molecular function: hydrolase activity.